This is a messenger RNA of Cladocopium goreaui, 583 nucleotides long. The record is from the annotation of a GenBank genome assembly. NCBI's taxonomy places the organism in Eukaryota, Dinophyceae, Suessiales, Symbiodiniaceae.
UUGAUCAGAGCUCCCGACGAUAGCUCGCCCCCUGGUGGUGGCGUGCCGCCACGCCAUGCGCUUUGCGGCUGCCCGCUGGGCAAGAUGCCGCAAUGCGCACUUGUCGUCCUGGUCGCGGAAUCUUAAUGCUGACCUCCGCUUCUACCGGGGUGUUGCAGCGGCCCCGAUGCUGCGCCUGGCAGCAGAGCCGAUGCCAAUUACUGGUUUCGUGGAGCAGCGCAACUGUGGCUCCUCCCUGAUCAGCAGCCUUUGCGCCUCCGGCGAGGAGUUGGACGCCUUGGAUGGUGGUGUUGCAGCAUCCCAGGCCAUCGCAGCAAUUCUGGAGGGGGUUGCAAAACUUGACGGCACUGUUAGCAGCCGCUUCGCAGAAAUGUUAGAUACAUCCGUACUAAUCUACAAAUGCAGCAGCGGCUUGUCACACAACAUAAUAGGACCAUUUCAACCAGUCUGAGUUCGGAUCAUCUCCAGGCGUGGUGGCGAGCCAAAUCUUGGCUUGCCGCGCCGUGAGCGAUGAAUCUGUGGAUAUAGUGAUGAUGCGUGCCACAAAAUAGCAAUCGGAUCGCAAUGCAACCACAAGGACAGC